GUGUGUGUGUGUGUGUGCUCAGACACAGACAGUGAGUUUCACUCGGGUUUGGGGUAUAUGUGAGUAAGAUUACCUUUCAGGAGAAAGUGGCAUUGUUGAUCCACGUUGAUCCUCAUUUUUAUUUGUGCUGAAUAUUGACAUACAUGAUGUGAAAGGUUUCGUGUCAUGUACUUUUAGCGAUGUGUAUAUGUACUUUUGCUUUACUGGGUAUUUCCAUAUAAAUAAUUAUCGUACUUUGUAAAUAAUGAUUGAAAUAUGGUUAUGUACUUUUCUUAUUUGCAGAGAUGUACAAAAAAAUGUGUUUGUGGUCAUUUUAAACGCUUGUAGCUGUUUUCAACCUAUCUGAUUUUACUAAUUUAAUGGUCAGAUCACAGCCACAUCUGAGGGAGGAGAAUACAAUAUAAUGUACACAAGGAGACAUUGUAAUUAUAUCCUGUAGACAAACAGCGAUGUAGAAGAAAACAUUAAAGCUGCAGGUUGAGUUUCAGCUUUUAUAUAUAGCGCUCACAGUAAAUAACGCAUUCAAUACGGCACAGUAAACUGACACUUGACUUUUAAUUAUUAAAAGAUUAUAGUGCAAACCACAUUGCAAUUUUUAAUAUCUCUCAGAAAAAUCACAUUUAGAUUAUUCAGAUUCGUGCAGAAGUCUUGCUCCCGUUUAGAUCACUAUAGGACUUAACAUUCUGUCCCCUGUAUGUUAUGUAUGAAAAGAAGUGUGUGUGAACUGUGCCUGUUUCUCUCCGUGUAUGAACAGUGAUUAAGAUGAAGAUCCUAUUAAACUCCACUCAGGUGUCUUAUUUUAUUCUCGGAGCGUACGUGGACACCGGCCUCUUCAGAUACCUCUUCUUCCUGAUUGUGCUGUGUUUAUACGUGAUGAUCAUUGUUUCUAACGUGCUGCUGAUUGCAGUUAUCUGUAUGAACAGGAGUCUACAUGAACCCAUGUACCUGUUUGUGUGCAGCCUGUUUGUGAAUGAACUGUACGGCAGCACGGGCUUGUUUCCAUCUCUGAUGUUAAACAUACUCUCCAACGUCCACAUCGUCUCUGCCAGCUUCUGCCUCCUGCAGGUGUUCUGCCUCUACUCCUAUGGUGGUGUGGAGUUUUUCACCUUAGCCAUGAUGUCAUACGACCGUUACCUUGCCAUCUGUCACCCUCUGCAGUACAACACGCGCAUAACAGCCACUAAGAUCCAAUGGCUCAUUGCUGUGACUUGGCUGUAUCCGUUUUUCAACAACAUCUUCCUCGUGUACAGCAGGACCGCUCCUCUGCAGCUGUGUGGGAACAUCAUCAACAAAGUCUACUGCGACAACUACUCCAUCAUCAGGCUGUCGUGCUUUGACACGAGCCUGAACAACAUCAUCGGCCUGGCGCACAUGUUCACCGUCAUCUUCUGCCUCAUUAUGCUGAUCCUGUACACGUACAUGAGGAUUUUAAGAGUCUGUGUGAUGGGCUCCAAACAAGCGAGGCAGAAAGCGUUCAGCACGUGCGUGCCUCACCUGAUCUCGCUGUUGAACUUCUCCACCGGGGCAUUCUUCGAGAUUGUUCAGAGCAGGUUCAACAUGAGUCACAUACCCAACAUUGCACGCAUCGUCCUGUCAUUGUACUGGCUCACGUGUCAGCCACUCGUCAACCCGCUACUGUACGGACUGCAAAUGUCCAAGAUACGCAUUGUUUACAAGAACCUGGUAUUUAGGAGAAAAGUGUGAGUGAGCAACAAACAGACCAAACAAUCAAAGCAGAAUAGACAAAGUGAAACUGCUUUCAGAGCGGGGACUUGCUGUAUGUAAAUGCAAAAUAUUACUAGAACAUGAGGGCACAAGCGUCUUGCCUCUAAAAUGAACAGCUAUACAUUUUUAAUCUUGGCUCAUUCACAAACACAAGUGCGUGCUUUUAUUCUUGUUCUGCUUUUUGUCUAGUGUUUAAUGUUUUAAAUGUUCACAUUUAAACUGUUCAGAAAAAGCAGGUUGUUGGCAUCUCACUGCAUUUGCAUAAUGUGUAAUCACAUUAAUAUACUGUAUACUGAACCUGAGGAAAAUUAUAUCACAGUAGUCACUGUAAAUGAA
Solea senegalensis (Senegalese sole) is the source of this 2061-nucleotide messenger RNA. RefSeq names its product olfactory receptor 486-like. Bases 763 to 1704 code for a protein of 313 amino acids. The record is from RefSeq and is a predicted model, not a curated record. Gene Ontology annotation, molecular function: olfactory receptor activity; G protein-coupled receptor activity. Gene Ontology annotation, biological process: G protein-coupled receptor signaling pathway. Lineage: Eukaryota; Metazoa; Chordata; Actinopteri; Pleuronectiformes; Soleidae. Gene Ontology annotation, cellular component: membrane. The transcript has a single exon.